Ochlerotatus camptorhynchus is the source of this 1236-nucleotide messenger RNA. Its product is annotated as sorbitol dehydrogenase-like. The transcript has 2 exons. Gene Ontology annotation, biological process: D-sorbitol catabolic process. The record is from RefSeq and is a predicted model, not a curated record. Gene Ontology annotation, molecular function: L-iditol 2-dehydrogenase (NAD+) activity; zinc ion binding. The coding region runs from base 47 to 1141 and encodes 364 amino acids. NCBI's taxonomy places the organism in Eukaryota, Metazoa, Arthropoda, Insecta, Diptera, Culicidae.
CGGACGGUCUUUCUCCACUAGUCAGGUCCAACCGAAGCAUCGCAAAAUGGCACCAAAGAACGAUAACCUCUGCGCACUGGUGUACGGUCCGAACGAUCUCCGCUUGGAGCCCCGGCCUAUUCCCGAACCCGCCUUCAACGAGGUGGUCGUCGAAGUCGACAGCUGCGGAAUUUGCGGAACGGACAUUCACUUCCUCAAGGAUGGGGGCUUCGGAGCUCAGAGGCUCGUCAAGCCAAUCGUACUGGGGCACGAAUCUGCUGGAGUUGUGCGGAAGGUUGGCAGUCAGGUGACGCACCUCAAAAUCGGGGAUCGAGUGGCGAUCGAGCCGGCUGCCGGUUGUAGGACCUGUGAUCUGUGCAAGGUUGGCAAGUACAACAUUUGUCUGGAUGGCAAGCAUUGCACAACGCAAAAGCACGAUGGAAACUGCUCAAAUUACUACGCACAAUAUGCGGACUGCUGUUUUAAGAUGCCGGACCACGUUACGAUGGAGGAAGGUGCUCUACUGGAGCCGCUGGCCGUAGCCGUUUAUGCCGGUCGACGGGCUCAGAUUGGAUUGGGUAAUAAGGUCGUUAUUUUUGGAGCAGGCCCGAUUGGGUUGGUGUGCUUGAUUGCGGCCAAAGCCAUGGGGGCUACGAGGACUGUGAUUUUGGAUUUGGAACACGCAAAGCAUCGGUUGGAGGUGGCCAAGCAGCUGGGCGUGACCGGAGUGAUCGGAAUCAAGAAGGAAGAUACGGAGGAAGAACUGGUGCAAAGGAUUCACGAGAUACUGGGAGGACCGGCCGAUAGGGUGCUGGAAUGUUCCGGUUCGCAGCCGGGUAUGAGAAUUUCGAUCAAGGCCACACGGAAUGCCGGAAGGAUUUGUCUCGUGGGGCUGGGAAACAAGGACGUCCAGCUACCGAUGGUGGAUGCCAUUUCGAGGGAAAUUGACAUUACGACGUGCAUGCGGUACAAUCACGACUACCCAGCGGCGAUGGAAAUCGUUGCCAGUGGAUAUGUGAAUGUGAAACCGCUGGUUUCCCACCACUUUGAUCUGUCCAACGUGCAAGAAGCAUUCCGAGUAGCUAGCCAAGGCGAAGGAAUCAAAAUCAUGAUCCACCUUGUUCCACGGGACACCAACAAUCCGGUCAAAUUCACCAACUAACAACUGAAAAGGAGAUUUCUUUCCCAGUAACGUUGCCAUAUUCAGUUGUAGUAUCAGCUAUACAUAAUAUAUUAAAAUAGAGUAUGUGAAAACCA